UGCCCGAGAUUCAUACCGGAUUCUUACAGUAGUUCGUUUGAACUUCAUUCUUCCACCUCAACCGCACAAUGCUCUCCGUUGUUCGGCAAGCCUGGAAAGGGGGCCCACGGUUCGCAAUCCGCUCGGUCUCAACAGCCAGUCGAAAUGGCGCGGCGUUGGUCGACGACGCAAUUGCCACCAUGAACUCAGUAUUCGACGAUAAAAAGCCUACAGUGAACUCAGAAACUCUUGCGUCCUUGGACAUUCCAACUCUUCCACCUCAACCAUCAGCAGAAACUCAUUUCUCUGACCUCCCUCCGGCUGAGGAUCCUCUAUUGCUGUAUCUCACGAACCGCAUAAUGCGUCAUGGAGAGAAACAAAAGGCACAGCGCAGAGUAUCCAGGAUUAUGCUCCAUCUCCAUGCCUUCACUCGCUCUCCGCCAUUGCCCCUUCUACGCCGUGCCAUCGAAAUCGCUGCGCCUGCUGUCCGAAACAUAUCCUCAAGAAAUGGCUCGAAGGUUGUGAUCAAGCCAGUUGCUCUUCAGGAGAAGCGGAGGAUCAUGUAUGCUGUAAAGUGGAUACUGGAAGCCAGCAAACAUCAACGAGGGCAGACAAUAGAGGAAAAGGUUGCUCGAGAGCUCAUAGCUUGCCUCAACGGCGACGGAGGUGCGUUGAAAAAGAAGGAGGAGGUGCACAAGACGGCAGUGCAGAACAGAGGUGCUGCCCGUGCAUGAUUUAUGUUUCUAUUCGCCUUAUAAUACCAGUCCUGAGGCACAUCCUCAUCUUUCAUCAGGCUUUUAAGGUUCGGCAGCGCUUUACAGAAGCAUUACACUCGAGGUACGUGCAUACUGAGGUUACGACAGCAAAUCAACGACGGAUACAGCAGAGCAACAUCCAAGACAAGGACAAGAAAACAAAUCACUCAAAAUCAGCGACCCCACACUCAUUUCACUCACUCCAUUUCGCGCCACGGUCUAUCCUCAUUCGCAUCGACAUCGUCAUCGUCAAGUUGUGGAAUGACGUCGCCUAACGUCAAAGCAGUCAUACGCCUCGUGAAUUGGUUCAUGUCGUCCAUGACAACCUCCACGACUUCCUGGUCAUAGCCCCCAUUUUCACGGAUGGCAGCUCUGGUAUCCCAUGUUGGUGCAUCUCCGAUCCAGGCUCGGUUAUUGUAGACAUGGUUCAGGAACUUCCUCCAAAGGGGAUCAAGGGAGAUGACUGUUGGGUCCCCGACAACGAUCAGGAGAGCUUGAGCUCGAGUGACAGCAACUUAGGAAAAUGAUGUCAGAAAAAUACAGCAUUCCUCUUGGGAGUAGGGUACGUACCAUUGAACCUGCGAGGACUGGCGACGAACCCAAGGGUAUGCCUGAGGUCAUAUUCGAUGUACUCUUUGCUGCUCCGCACGGUCGAGAUGAUAAUCACACGACGUUCCUGGGUUACC
Messenger RNA from Somion occarium, 1420 nucleotides. NCBI's taxonomy places the organism in Eukaryota, Fungi, Basidiomycota, Agaricomycetes, Polyporales, Cerrenaceae. The record is from the annotation of a GenBank genome assembly.